This is a messenger RNA of Marasmius oreades (fairy-ring Marasmius), 2130 nucleotides long. RefSeq lists its product as uncharacterized. The transcript is spliced from 13 exons. Bases 1 to 2130 code for a protein of 709 amino acids. The record is from RefSeq and is a predicted model, not a curated record. NCBI's taxonomy places the organism in Eukaryota, Fungi, Basidiomycota, Agaricomycetes, Agaricales, Marasmiaceae. Gene Ontology annotation, molecular function: phosphopantetheine binding.
AUGAUUCCAGCCAACUCCGACAAGAAGGACUGGAACUAUUUCCGCUUUAGUGGCUUGGUAAAAUGCCAUUGGAGACCAUUCGGAGACGAUAUGUACGAGUUGAUCAUCAUCGAAAAUCCACAUUGCACCCCAGGUGUAUUUAACACCGAGGUUGAUGGGGCAAGGGCCUAUGCUACCUCCGACCUUUUCGUACCUCAUCCAACCAGACUUGGUUACUGGCGUAUCCACGGUCGUGCAGAUGACCAACUUGUCCACAGUACGGGAGAAAAGACAAAUCCAGUUCCUCUUGAACAACUUUUGAAUCAAGAUGCUCACGUUGCGGCAGCGGUCAUGUUCGGACAUGGUCGAUUUAAUGCUGGGGUUUUGAUUGAGCCGAAGGAAUCGUUCGGGUUCGAUCCUGCUGAUGAAAGAAAGCACGCAGAAUUUUGCAAUCUCAUUUGGCCCGCCGUCGAGCAGAUGAAUGAACAUGCACCACAGCAUUCUCGACUGUUUAGAGAGAUGAUCUUGAUCGCUUCGCCUGAAAAGCCCUUUACAUACACUGCUAAAGGAACAGUGAGGCGCCAAGCUGUUCUUCGGGAUUAUUCCGAAGAAAUAUCAAGGCUCUACGACAUUCUUGAUGAGAACACCCGUUCCAACAUUUCACCACCCACAAUCUGGGACAUCGACUCCACUAUGCGGUUUGUACGCGGCGUGGUUGGAAACACCUUGGUUCGUUCUGUCCGAGAUGACGACGACAUUUUCGAGUACGGCUGCGAUAGUCUCCAAGCAACAUGGAUCCGUAACACUAUCCUUCGUGCUCUAAGAGACUUUGCCUGUUUGGACAGCCGUCCCAUUACCAGCAGCUUCGUUUACGAUUACCCUACCAUCAACCGACUCUCUACAUUUGUGUUCUCCCUUGCUACUGGUGGAAUGGUUCCCGAGCAGCUCGAUGAAAGUUCAAAGAAAAUUAUCAUGGCAGGAUUUGUGGAUAAGUUUUCAGAGAACUUGCCCGCUCGACCACGAUUGAAUCCCACUUCCGAGGAAAACUCAGAGAAAGUCGUGCUGGUAACCGGAAGCACAGGAAAUUUCGGGUGUUAUGUGCUCCAUAGCAUGGUCAAAGAUCCGACUGUUGCACACGUGUAUGCGUUGAUUCGACGAGGAACGGCCGAUAUCUCGCAGCGUCAGCGAAAAGCAUUGGAGGAUCGUGGUCUAGAUGCAAAGGCAAUCCUGUCGGGAAAAGUGACAUUCCUUGAAUGCGAUUUGAGCCAAGACCAACUCGGGCUCGACGAUUCGGUGUUCAGUAUGAUCCUGCACAGUGUUACCCAUGUUGUGGAUAUGGCAUGGCGUGUCGACUUUAAUCUCAGUAUCAGUUCAUUCCAAACAAAUCUGAAAGGAAUGCGAAAUCUGGUCGACGUCGCAAUUCGACGAGAUGCUCACUACAUAUUUGCCAGCACUAUCGGUGUAUGCCGAAACAUUACUAAUGGUCGAGAAGAAUUUGUUACUGCCGACGGGGCUCUCGGGACUGGAUACACAGAAUCGAAAUGGGUGGCGGAACAGGUUAUCCGAGCUGCAUCUUCCUCGACUGGACUACGUGCCUCUAUAGUGCGAGUUGGGCAGCUGACUGGUGGGAUCAACGGCGCAUGGUCGACGAAGGAAUGGUUGCCUUCUCUGAUCCAGGCUUCUUCUUUCUUGAAACUGAUUCCUGACGACAACAGAAUCGUAUCAUGGAUUCCGCUUCCUAUUGCUGGCGAUAUUAUGGUUGAUUUUCUAAGCUCGCCAACUGCUGCAGAAGUUCCUCAGAUCUUACACCUUCUUCACCCCCGACCUGUCUCGUGGACGAAGCUCGCUCGAGUUUUCGCCACGAAGCUGGGCGCUUCACUGGUACCGUACGAGAUCUGGCUCCAUGCCCUGGAGGGUGUCACAAGCCGAAUCGGUCCGAACAAGCUGAAUGCACUCACUCUUCUGCUUUUUUUCAAGAAUGUGCAGGAGACCGUAAACGAUACCGAUAAGGAAGCCUUUGGUUUUGCCAAACUGAGCAUUGAAUGGACGCUAGGAAUUUCUCGGCAUUUACGAGGAGAGGAAUUGACCGACCUCAGCGAGGCGGAUGUUGACUUGUGGACGACUUAUUGGAGGAGGGAAGGGAUGCUGUAG